GAGGAGGUGGAGACCGUGGUCUUCAAACUCAAAAGAUUAGACAACAGUAAUUAGAUACAGAAAUUGGAAUGAAAAAGAAGAGGAGGAGCGAGAACUUUGUUGUGUGUUAAGUCUGUGACUCCCGGGAAAUGGCCAGAGUCCGUUGGAGAGUGACCGAGUUUCCUCGGCGACUGGUUUCCAGAUGUAAAGCCCUGGUUUCCUGGCUGAUCCUUCUACGACAGACUCUGUUCUAUAAUGAGUUCACCUCCUACAUGGUUGGACUGGAAACAGCAGCUGAGCCAAUGUUUUGGACUGUUGACAAAUUUUCCAAAUACUUUGGACCAAUUUUUAUGAUACUGGUUGUCUGUCUGACUACAUCUGUGGUCGUCAUCUUCUACAUCUGCCUCCUGCCCCAUGUCUACCAACAAAGUCUCAGUAAAACCAUAUUCCAUCUUAUUUUUGGACAUUGGCUCCUUGUGAAUAUCGUGUUUAAUUAUGUAAUGGCUGUUUUCACAGACCCUGGGCAUCCACCAAGAGAGAUUCCAGAAACGGUUUCUAUAUGUAAGAAGUGUAUAUCCCCAAAGCCUCCACGAGCCCAUCACUGCAGUAUUUGUGACAAGUGUGUACUAAAAAUGGACCACCAUUGCCCUUGGAUAAACAAUUGUGUCGGGUUCUACAACCAUCGCUACUUCUUCCAGUUUUGUAUUUUUAUGUUGUCAGGGACCAUUUAUGUCUGUGUGACAGGAGUCGACUUGUUCAAACAGCAUUUUUAUGGUGACAAGUAUUAUCCCUUCCCUGCUGUUCUGUAUCCACUCAAUAUGGCUUAUGACAUUAUGUAUGGAGACCAUAAUAAACCAUUCCUGGGAGGUAUAGCAGCUGUACCAGUUAACUCCUCUUUCAACAAGAAUCACGGAGGUCAGCACCAGCCAGGGGUGGAUCUAGAAGUUGACAUGAGGAAUCAGCAUUACCACACGGCUGUGGUAUAUGAGUUUGUUCUCUGCUCUGCCGUGGUGAUUGCUCUCUUACUAUUGGUGUGUUGGCACGUCAGAAUGAUCAGUCUGGGGGAGACAAAUAUAGAAGUGUACAUCAACAGGAAGGAAGUCAGCAGGCUGAAAAAGUUAGGACUGGUGUAUACCAACCCUUACCAUUAUGGAUUUUUCAAAAACUGGCAGAUAUUUUUUGGACUUGGAAAGGGGAGGACAUUUUUGAAGAAUGUUCUUUUCCCUUCCACCCAUACACCGUGUGGUGAUGGACUUACAUUCCCUCGAGUCCCAAACAAGGGACCGAGAGAAGACAAAGACAGAGGCCUGAUGCUGUUAUGACAAAAGUGGUCAGACUAGUAAACUACCCUCAACUACAAUUAUCAGUAUCCUUCAGAUUAAGGGCCUCUAAGACUGAAGGUGCUAAAAGAGUUCUACAAAAAGGGCACCACUCUUGAAUACAUUUUUAAUUUUAUCUAUGCUGAAAUACAAUAUAGUUCUGUCAAAUUCAAUAACAAUGUCAAUUUGGUUAAGAAUUUGUCUUUUGUAAUGAGUAAAAAAAAAAUGAAAAAAGGUGCUAAAUUUAUUUAUUUUUUUUUUUUGAAAUUUACAAUUAUUUUUUAUAUUAAAGUAGUUAAAUCAGUUUUAUGUGUUUGAUUAUAAAGGUUGUUCGGCUACCAUAAACUCUGGAGCUAGCCUGUAGGGAAUUUUUUUUAUUGUCAAAGCAUAUUUUGUUGAAUAAAUUCAAUAAGGAUUUUAAAAGUUAACAGAGAAAGAAUAUUUAUACCCUCUACAUGUGAAAAAGGUCAAGACAAAGAUGAGAAAAAAAAAAUUAUACAUGAUUAGUUUGAAAAUAACCCUUUGAUAAGAGAUAUAACUCUUCCUGGGAUAAAUCAAUAAGAUAUCUUUCUAAAGAUUUCUGGUUAAUUUUUAAAUUUGUGUGUAAAUUGAAAUUUUGUGUGUAAAUUUUGUAAUCAUAUUUUAUAGGUUUUCUUUUGGAAAACCAUUGGUUGUUAAAAGGCCAUUUCCUUCAAAUGUUUUGCCACAAUGAAUGCUGAAUAUUUGUGUCAUUAUAUUUUAAGAUUUCUUUUCGAAAAUCAUGAGUGUUUAAAAAAAAUUGUAAAUGAGUGAACAGAGGAAAGUUGAACCUGAACAUUUACACAAUCAAAGUAUAACUCAUCAGUAUAGGUAUAAUGGAGAAUGGUAUAAUAUAGUCGAACCUUGAUAUCUUGAAGUCGAUGAGCCUCUACGUUUACACAAUCAAGUUUUACUCAUCAGUACAAGUAUAAUAGUGAAAUGGUAUAAUAUAGUUGAACCUUGAUAUCUUGAACUCAACGGAACAAGGAAAAACUUCAAGAUAUCCGAGGUUCGAUAUAUUAGGAGUAAAAUACUUAAAGAAAAAAUGCUUGGGACUACCAAAUAGCUUUGACAUAUAUCCAUGGUAUUCAAGAAAUCCGUGUUUGAGAUACCGAAGUUCAACUGUAAUUUAAGCCUCUCAAAAAUUAUUUAUUUGUUCACUGGAGGGGGCAUUUAACUCCUUGAUCUCAAUUAUUUCUUUUGUAAUUCAUGUCAAUUCACUAUUUUCAUUAGGCAAUUUGAUAAUUUUAUACAUGCCUUAUUUGUGUUAGAAAAUUUUCCAUGUGACUUGACUACUUGAAAGUUCUGCUCAUUCUGUAUCAGAGUUUGUUUAUUUAUUGUUAACGAGAGAGGAUCAGUCAAACUGGGUAAUGUGAAGAUGUGUAUUUUAUUUUUUUAUUUUUUUUUGUGUGUGUUGUUCACAGGAAUAAUGACUUUUAGUGUUACUUUGUUAUCAUAAAUAAUGCUCUCGAAUUUUACAUUUAAAUAUUUAUUUUUACUUUGGUGUGGUCCAAGAACUUUUUUUUAAUGAUUAACAGCAGGAAUAGCAGAGUUAAAUCUUUACAUUUUUCAGUUAGCAAACUUGAAAAUUCUAAAAAAAAAAAAAAAAGUAACAAAAUGACUCUGCUGAUAAAUAUCAUUUGUCUGCUUAUGGACAUACUACAACAUAGUUUUGAACUGUAUUUUCUUAUUCUUUGUAUAAUUGGAAAAUACCAAUAAUUGAAGGCCUCUUGUAUGACUUUUAUAAUGCUUAAUAAUGCUGUUCAUAACUUCAGAAGCACAGUUUGAGGAAAUACCAGCUAUAAAAACUGUAUCUUUGUUAACUUUUUUUUAGGGAUGUCAAUUUUGUCCAUAAUUCAUAUUCGAAUAUUCGAUGAAAGUAUUCGAAUAUAUUUGAAUAUUCGAUAGAAUAAAUAAAUUCUGGUUUAUUUAAAAUAUGCAUAUCCUUCUCUCAUGAAUAGUAAAUCGUAGGUAAUCUUAUAUUGGAAGUAAAAAUGUAUGAAGACUUUUGUAGUUGUACAAUAAGGAAUUCCAUUUGAUAUUUGUCAAUGUUUGAAAUAAAAACAAAUAUUUUAUAUAGACGAUUGUCCUAGGUAAUUCAGUAAUUUCCCGAUAAUGAAUAUAAAAUUCAGGAUAACGUACAACCCUAGAUAAUCAAGUAAUUUACACAUUUAUUCUGAAACUGAGCCCUUUACAAUAUGAAUUAGACUGAUUCUAUCGGACAUUCAUUCAAUGAUCAUUUAAAGUUGUUUUGAUAAGUAGGUAUACUUUUCACAUCUUUAAGACAUUUAAAGAAGGUUUUAAUUUUGUUGUCCUCGAUUCUAGAUCCGAUCGUAUUUAACUAAUAAAAACUAUGAAUGUACGUUUUGUAUUAUACAUAAAGCAUUUAUUUAUUGUAUAAAUUUUUAACACCUUACUCAAAACAUUUUAGUAGGUCUAUAAGAUUAGAGAGUAUAGAUGGAAAUUGAUUGCUAGUAAAUUAAACAGGGAGAAUCCCAGCACUGUUCUAAUAAAAAUUUAUUAAUCACAGUACUUCUUUUUAUGAGAUCUGAACAACACCGAAUAUUCGAAUCUUAAAUUCAUAUUCGAAUAUCAACUCAUCGAAUGAAUAUUCGUUGACAUCCCUACUUUUUUGUAUAAUUUUCUUUAAAUAACACAAGGAUUUUCAUCAUUUGAUAUUUAUUCAAUAUCAUGAUAAUGUGUACUGAUUUUUUUCUAAGAACAUCUUAUUGCAGUAUGAGUUUUAUGAAAAAUAAUCAACAGGUAGAGUACAUUGUAAGGUAAAUUGUGUAUGACUUUAUAUAAUGGUACUUUAAAUGACAGGUCACAAAUCUUUACAGUUUUUAUUGGUAGGAGAUUUUUAGUGUGAACAAUGAAAGAUGUAACAAUAUGUCAAAUUUAAACAAAAACAACGUCUUCAUCUCAGAUUGGAUUUCAUUUUGAUUAAUAUUUACAAUUUUUUGUAGAAGAUGACAUAAUAUAAACCUACUGCUAAUCACAAAGUUGUAAUAUGAUGAUUUACUUUUAUAUUGGCGGAUUAAGAGUAGGAAAUUUAUAUUGUAUUUCAGAUUGAAAACUUUAUGAGAGCAAAGUAGAUAAGAAGGAAUUCAUCUUUAUUAUGCAUAACUUUACUCGGGGCUUAUAUUUGUAAUGUUAUUUUAUUUGUGAUGAAAUGGGUUUUUCUUUUUUUUGUUUAUUAUAUUUUUAAUGUGUGAAGAAUGUUUUGAUUUAGUUUUCUUUAGAAUAUACACAUAGAUUACUGAGUAUGUGUUAAAAUUGUUUUUAAGGCGCUUACUAGUCUGACAUAGUUGUGAAGAACUCACCUCUGUUUUAGAAUAUACACAGUAGAAUAUACACAGUACCUAUUUCUUUAUUCAUAUACAUAUUUAAUGCUAUUUAUAAUUCUGUUAUACCCCCUAUAAGUUAACUUUGGGGUAAAUUGAAAGCAACCUGUUUAUUUGCCCAUAUUUCUGUAUAAAUGUUUGUCCGUCACCCUGUUAACAUUUUUUUUAAUCAAAUUGUACAUUAUUUUUCUAGAAAAUCAUUGAUUAAUGCAUGUAUAUGUAAUUUUUAUGAACUCUUCAGAAUUUUAUUUUAUGUUAAACUAGUCUAUAUAAAUAAGGCACUAAGCAUUUUCAGAUUAAUAAAUCUAAUUUAUGAAAUAUUACCUAUUUUUUAGUACAAUAGUUGCUUAUGCCAACAAGUUCAUUUAACCUUGUAACUAAAGUAGCAAAGAUCAAUAGAUCAGAUGUCUGGUCAUUGCUUUGAAAUAAACUUUUAAAGGCUCA
Saccostrea echinata is the source of this 5104-nucleotide messenger RNA. Its product is annotated as palmitoyltransferase ZDHHC16-like. Gene Ontology annotation, molecular function: palmitoyltransferase activity. Gene Ontology annotation, cellular component: Golgi apparatus. Lineage: Eukaryota; Metazoa; Mollusca; Bivalvia; Ostreida; Ostreidae. The coding region runs from base 129 to 1301 and encodes 390 amino acids. Gene Ontology annotation, biological process: protein palmitoylation. The transcript is spliced from 9 exons. The record is from RefSeq and is a predicted model, not a curated record.